CGCGUCCCCGCAGCCCGCGCCCUCCGCGGGCGGAAGCGGCGGUGCCGCGCGCAGCGGGGAGGAGAGGAGCGGAGCGGCAGGUGCUGCCGGGAGGCGGCGGUGGGAUGGCGGCGGGGGACGCGGAGCAGGCGCGGUACUGCGCGCGGCUCUCCUACCUGUGCCUCAAGUUCAGCCUCAUCACCUACUCCACCGCCUUCUGGGUGAUCGGAGGCCUUAUUCUUGCUGUUGGGAUCUAUGCAGAAGUCGAAAGACAGAAGUACAAGACUCUGGAAAGUGCCUUCCUAGCCCCAGCCAUCAUUUUAAUCCUUCUGGGCAUUAUCAUGUUUUUUGUGUCUUUUGUGGGCGUGCUGGCUUCCUUGAGGGACAACCUCUGCCUUCUUCAAGCAUUCAUGUACAUUCUGGGUCUGUGCCUGAUGAUCGAGCUUGCCGGUGCUGUCGUGGCCUUGAUCUUCAGAAACCAGACGAUAAAGUUUCUGAACGAUAAUAUUAGAAGAGGAAUUGAGAAUUACUACGAUGAUUUAGACUUCAAGAACAUCAUGGAUUCUGUUCAAAAGCGGUUUAAGUGUUGCGGUGGGGAAGACUAUACGGAUUGGUCGAAGAACGUGUACCACAGCUGUGCUGCUCCGGGACCGCUGGCCUGCGGCGUGCCUUACACGUGCUGUGUGCGGAACAAGACGGACAUUAUCAACACCAUGUGUGGAUACAAGACCAUUGACAAAGAGCGCUUGAGCAUCCAAGACGUCAUCUAUGUCCGCGGGUGCACCAAUGCAGUGCUCAUUUGGUUUUUGGACAACUACAGCAUCAUGGCUGGCAUUCUGCUGGGCAUCCUGCUCCCCCAGUUCCUGGGGGUGCUGCUGUCCUUGCUGUACAUCACGCGGGUGGAAGACAUCAUAGCUGAGCACAAGCUCGGCGAGAGCCUGUUUGGGGAGAUGCGGCGGCGCCCUGAUCCCGAGUUUGCCAGCCCAGGCUGCUGCAUGUGCUACCCGGGCUGAUAGCAGGAACCUCCAGAGCCCAUCAGCCUGCCUGCUGGUUUGUGCUUCUGUGGCCGUUACAGACACUGGGUGUGACUGAUCAACUCUAACUCUUCUUUGGUAUUUUUCUUAAAGCAGAAUACCAAAACCAGAGUCUCUUCUUUGCCCUGUGGUCUUAAUAUUUCUAACAUUUCCGCUGCCCCUGGGCCCCAUGCUCAGGUUGCUCCUAGCUCUUUGGGAAGUGGACCAGGUAACCACCGUGCCUACACCGCUGUGGAAUCACCAUGAGUGCCCUGUUCCACCUUGCCUUCCUCCCUCCUUGUCCCCCUCCUCCCUCUGGAGAGGCUAAAACCAGGCAGAACACUGGGGGCUGCCCACCGACCCCAAAACAGAGUGCUGCUGGCGUCACGGAAUCACAGCACGGCUUGGGAUAGAAGGGACCUGCAAGACUUCCAACCCUCUGUGCACCCUAGGGCCUCACUGCAAGCAGAGCGACCGUGCCAGCAAUUAAAGCUGUCGGCUGUAUGCUGGGAGAUGAGGCCUGGGCUCCGUGUCCUGGGCAGCCUCUCUGUGCCCUUCUCAACUUUGUUUUCUUACUGGUUGCAAAUGAGAGGAGAGAUUUCUUGCUGAUCUAAAAGGUGAAUAUUAAACACGUGUUUAAUGA
Numida meleagris (helmeted guineafowl) is the source of this 1635-nucleotide messenger RNA. RefSeq names its product tetraspanin 15 (gene TSPAN15). The record is from RefSeq and is a predicted model, not a curated record. The transcript is spliced from 8 exons. Gene Ontology annotation, cellular component: membrane. NCBI's taxonomy places the organism in Eukaryota, Metazoa, Chordata, Aves, Galliformes, Numididae. The coding region runs from base 105 to 992 and encodes 295 amino acids.